AUGGGCGGAGGCCACGACCCAGCGCAGCAGGGCGCCGGCGGCCACGGCACUGGUCAGGGGAGACCCAGGCCGCAACGGCCGAAGACGGGGCGUCGACGGAGGGGGGUGGCCGCGGGCUCGGCUUUGCGAAGCUGGGGGAAAGCAGGCAACGAGCGGACAGCGGCGAACGGGGCCCGGCGGGCGAGCGCCGCGGCGGUGGGCACGAGGAGCGGGACGGCGCGGACGGACCAGCGGCGCAUGACGGCGGGGGUUGGUGGCGUGGCCGGGCGGCAGUGGGCACGCGGGAGGGAGAGUAGGCGGGCGCGUGCAGAGAAGGGCACGGUCCCCACGGGCGCUGGGCGCUAG
Aegilops tauschii subsp. strangulata is the source of this 345-nucleotide messenger RNA. The record is from RefSeq and is a predicted model, not a curated record. NCBI's taxonomy places the organism in Eukaryota, Viridiplantae, Streptophyta, Magnoliopsida, Poales, Poaceae.